AUGACUCAAUUAGAAACAAUUAUAAAAGACAGAAAUUUGGCAUUAGUUUUCAGACAAUUUUUAUACAAUAGAUUUAAUAAUGAAAACUUUUCAUUCUGGUUAGAAGUUGAAAACUAUAAAUAUUUGGAUAAGAGUGAAAUGGAAGUAAGAUCCAAAGAAAUCUUUGCCAAAUAUUUCCUUGCCGAUAGUAAAUAUGAAUUGAAUCUUAAUUUUCAAGAUAGAAAGGAUUUAGAAGAAAAGAUUAAUAAAAAUUCCCCCACAAGUGAUACUUUUGCUAGAAUCCAAAAUGAUAUUAAAAAACAUAUGGAAACUGAUGCAAUUCCUUUAUUCUUGAAAUCUGAUGAUUAUAAAAAAUAUAAAGAAUCUCAAACAAUUUCUGUCCCAGAUAGAGACAGAUCAGUUACAGUUGGUAUGAUCGAAGAAUUCUUCAAAAAUAGACAGCUUGAAACCCAAAACUAA
Molecule: messenger RNA, 459 nt
Organism: Dictyostelium discoideum AX4
Lineage: Eukaryota; Evosea; Eumycetozoa; Dictyosteliales; Dictyosteliaceae
Exons: 2
Coding region: 1-459 (152 amino acids)
Source: RefSeq, a predicted model, not a curated record